Branchiostoma belcheri (Belcher's lancelet) is the source of this 2434-nucleotide messenger RNA. Its product is annotated as homeobox protein Nkx-2.1-like. Gene Ontology annotation, cellular component: nucleus. Gene Ontology annotation, biological process: cell differentiation; regulation of transcription by RNA polymerase II. NCBI's taxonomy places the organism in Eukaryota, Metazoa, Chordata, Leptocardii, Amphioxiformes, Branchiostomatidae. The coding region runs from base 168 to 1247 and encodes 359 amino acids. The transcript has 2 exons. Gene Ontology annotation, molecular function: RNA polymerase II cis-regulatory region sequence-specific DNA binding; DNA-binding transcription factor activity, RNA polymerase II-specific. The record is from RefSeq and is a predicted model, not a curated record.
AAGUAAACAGGGCAGGAGGCGCGCGCAGCUUGGAGCCCCCCGGUGCCGUGCGAUUGAAGCUGGUAUAACAAGGCGGCCCACACACAGUUUGAAGACAGCUCACCUCUAGCCGAGAGCGAAUAGGACAUCGCGCUUGAUCCCUUGCGCAAAUUUGCCUCCGCUCAAGCAUGGAGUCCAUAAGCCCUAAGCAAACGACCCCGUUCUCCGUGACAGACAUCCUCAGUCCUCUCGAGGAGAUGUACAAGAAGCCCAUGGACGGAACGAUGACUGGAGGCUACGCGGGAACGAUGAACGCCGCCGCCGGCAUGGGAGCCGGAGGGUACCGCCAACAGGUGACUCAGCCCCUGCAGCACCAGAGCAUGAACGUGCCGGUGUCCAACCCGUACAUGCACGUCCCGACUCAGCUGUCCCACGGCAUGGCCAACCCCUACUGUAACGGCAACGUGUCCGACCUGCCGCACUACAACGAACACGUCCGCAACACGGCGUCGUCCUGGUACGGAGCCAAUCCCGACCCACGCUUCUCAUUUCCACGGCUGAUGGGAGGUCACUCGGGAGGUAUGGGGAACAUGGGAAUGUCUCUCGGCACCAUCGAGGGGCCCAAGCCGAUCUUGCCAACCACUCAGCGCCGCAAGAGACGAGUGCUGUUCUCCCAGGCGCAGGUGUACGAGCUGGAGCGGCGCUUCAAGCAGCAGAAGUACCUGUCGGCGCCCGAGCGCGAGCACCUGGCCCAGCUCAUCAACCUCACGCCGACGCAGGUGAAAAUCUGGUUCCAGAACCACCGCUACAAGUGCAAGCGGCAAGACAAGGAGCGGCAGAAGUCCAGCACAGACCAGCCUUCACAGCAGCAGCAGCAGCAACAACAGCAACAACAACCACAGCAGCAGCAGCAACAGCAGCAGGUUUCUCAGCACCAGGCGGGGCAGGUGCAGGGGCAAGCCGGCCAGCAGAACAUGUGUGCCGCCGGGAACUCCCCCCGGCGCGUCGCCGUGCCCGUUCUAGUCAAAGACGGCAAGCCGUGCGGAAAUACUCCCUCCACGACCCCGGUGACCGGCGUCACGGCCAACAUGUCCGCGGCCACCCCGCAACUCAACCCGCAGAGUCAGGCGAACAUCAUCGGUACCACCGUAGCCACGGUCAACGUCAACGGACUGAACUCUCACAUGAGCUCGGGAAACUAUGCGAACAACACCAUGUCUUCAUGCUCGUCCUCACAAUACCUUCUACAGCAAGGAAGAGCGUGGUGAAAAAAAGAGAGAGGAAAAACAACAGCACCGACACUAAACUUAACACAUUCGCCGUAGAAAACUGUCCUAAGUGUCGGCUAGGAACAUUUUUCGGCCACUCUAGCGCUAGUUUUUAAAAACUAUGUCCAUAGAGCUGACGACUUUUUACAUAGGUAAAUGUUGGACGUGCCGGUAUUGUAGCAGGCCGUAACUUAACAAUGUGCCAUAUGCAUGUAGAACUUAACGCAGCGAGCGUUGCGAUUUUCUACAAAGGCUGUACCUUUCUUGAACUCCAAAUGCUAUAGGACCUGUACCGAUUCUAGACUGAUGUUGUCAGAGAGAGGUAGCUUUGCGUACACCUACCCUACUGUAGGCUUCGAGCCACCGGCCAGGAAAAGAAAAAAUGCCACCCCCAGAAGUUUAUUAGUUACAUUUUGUUGUGUCAGGGUGUUAUACAAACUCUGCAGUGUCGGCACAGAAAACAGGUAGGUUGACACGCUGUCAGAAUCAGCUGUGUCCAAAAUUCAGUAAAUAUGAACACGGGAAACAAAGAAGAAAGGACACGGAAAAUGUCUUCUCACCUAAACACUUCUCUCAACAAUUAACCGAGCACAGUAUGUGUAGCAUGGUUUUUAGAUAAUCGCGAUCGCACAAUCCUAACGUACAUUCCCCAAGAUUUCUUCUGUGUUGUUCCCUGUUCUAGUUCUACCUUAUUAGCACGAGGAGCUUUUGUGGCAAACAAUCAGAUGACGUUGUAUACAUGAAGACCAUUACGUGUAGAAAAUGGCCUAGAUUUGUGAAGAAUUUGUAUGAAAGAUUAUCAGAGGAAGGAAAAGACAGAAAUUCCGAAAUCAUGAGUUCAAAAUCUGACCAAGAAUGUAUUGUAUGUAUGAGAAGAGAGAAUUCGAAUUUGUGUUGAAUGUUGUAGCAUAUAUAUUUCACUCGAAUUGAUUUGUACAAUUUCGAAGAUAGCCAAUAUAGUUAAUGAGCUUUUAGAUAAUUUAUUAAUAUAUUAGUGAGAAUGUUGAGGAUAGUAUGAAAAAUACGCCGGUCCCAUUUUGGGCCCAUGUUGUCACAAUGUUGUUGUACAGAACAUGUUGAAAAUUUCGUCCCGUUAUGUUUCUUUGUUCGAUGUUAGAGCGGAAAUUUUAUCUUUUUCGUUGUAAAGGAAAUAAAUUCACUCACAGAAACGUGCUACUGAAUCUCUU